Messenger RNA from Aspergillus nomiae NRRL 13137, 2187 nucleotides. RefSeq lists its product as uncharacterized. The record is from RefSeq and is a predicted model, not a curated record. Bases 1 to 2187 code for a protein of 728 amino acids. NCBI's taxonomy places the organism in Eukaryota, Fungi, Ascomycota, Eurotiomycetes, Eurotiales, Aspergillaceae. The transcript is spliced from 2 exons.
AUGGCGAACAUAGCGCAGCUCCCACCGGAAUUAUUUUGCCCGGUGCUUGACCUUGCCUUCGAGAAUCAAAGUGACAUUCAAUUGUUCUGCAGUCUCUCUCUUCUUAGUCGCCAGUGGUCCGAGGCCCUAGUUCCUCGUAUAUAUGCUGAAUGGGCAUACAAUGGUGCGAGGCAGUCAUUCAGGUCUCUUUGGAAUUUCCUCAGAACUAUCCUCAACGAUUCCCGUCUAGCAGUCUUGGUUCACUCCUUACAUAUAGGUAACUGGGGUUACUAUCCACAUGCACGCUCAGGUGAGUGGGAAGAGCUAAAUCUUCCACGGGAGGAGAUCACCCUUAUCCGCGAAGCUAUCAAUAGGGUUGGAAUCAAACACCUAGAAUCAAAUAUCAUCAAAGAUAUACGAAAGCGUGACCGUCGACCGCUGAUGGCGCUUCUUCUAACAUGUCUCCCCAACCUCACGAGAAUAUACGCACACGUGCCGCAGUCCGACCCCGUUCUCAGCGCAGCUCUCAUGCAGAUAUUAGAUUGCCAGGGUGGCAACAAUUCAUCAACACUUCUUAGCAAGCUGAGCGAACUCUAUAUAUUUGGCGAAGUGGACAUUCCUACCCGUCCUCGUCUUCGGACUCUCUCACUUUAUGGCCUAGAUAUAGCAAAUGCAGCGCGUCGACUUGGAGCCAGUCCUGCUAUGUCUCGGCUGAAACACUUAUCCAUAACCGGCGGCUUCAAUUCCAGCUGCACGUAUUCGGAUCUCCGGGCUCUGCUCACUUUACCGGAAGCAUUAACCAGCUUCUCAUUAUACGUACAAGAUUAUGCGUUUGGUUCAAUUGGAGAUGAUAUGAUAUCAAAUGCGGGCCUCUGGAAUGUCCUAGAAAAGCACCAGAACAGCCUUGAAUACCUCGACAUUUAUCGUGAUGCAGAGCACACGAGGCUUUUCAUGAGUCAACGCCAUUUUGGUCUGCUCCGUUCAUUUUCAUGCUUGAAAAAGCUUUGUAUUCAAGCAGAAGUCUUACUUGGUAGCUUCUGGGACCAGCCGAACGCCCCUUACCGCUUGAAAGACCGUUUGCCAUGCAAUCUCCAGUCUCUCACCCUCUAUGGCGGUAAAAGAUUCUUCCACAUUAGCAGUAUACGCGUGCACCUGCAAGAAGCACUGGACAGCGGGGUAUUCUCGUCCCUAACUUCGGUUGAACUAGAGGGUUUCUAUGUAGAUUCUGACAUCUCGGAAGUGUGCCGUCAAAACGGUGUUAACCUCUCAGUGGGACGAGGCUGUCGACAUGUAGCCCUUCCAAGAGAUUGCCAACUUCGGAAGGAAGGAAGCUGGCCGCAGUUCUUGCAAACAACAUACCACAUGCGAAUGGAUGGCCAAAGACGAGCGGUGAUGUUUGCUUUCUUCUCCGAGGAAUGUCGAGAUCGUCGUGAGAUUCUGCUACCCCUAGAUGACAGCAUGGACAGCUACAAGAAAUUCGCUGCAAAAGAAGAAGACCUGGAUCAAUGUGCCGGUGACUUGAAACUUCGUAUGUUGGACUUCUGGGUGCACAAUGGAGGCACAGCGUAUAUGGUCUUUCAAAACUUUGGACAUUCCUCGCUGCCACCGCUUUUUUCCUUUGCCAUAUAUUUUACGCAUGCCCACGUGUCGCGCGAAAAGGUAGACCAUCGGGCUUUAUACCAUGCUCUUUGUGAUUCGUACAACAACUACGAUGUCCGAUUCGAUCUCUACUUCGUCCCCGGUCUAGGUGAAGAAGGUUGUAUAGCUCAUUACCGCCAGGAGCUACGCUUUCGUGGGGAUUAUAAGAAGCAACUCAAGGCAUAUAAGGAGAGUAGUCGUUACGACGUUUCGCCAGGGGUUGGAGCUCUACCCACUAUGGUACAUGACUAUUCUGAUACUUCUUUUUACCGAGGGUUGCUGUUUAUAUGUAAUGAACCAGAAUGGAAUGGCGAUCAGAAAACCUUGCGGUCUGUGCAAUUUGACCCUGUCCGACAGGCAGAAGAUGGUACAGGGUCAUCGGAUGAAGGAAAUGCCCGCCUUCAUUAUAUCCAGAGACAUCCAAUUAAUGACAGCAGCCGCUGGUAUGAGGGUUAUGAUGGCGAAUGCCCGAUUGACCGAUGGAUAUCCGAUAUAGCAUGCUGGCAUAGGGAGGAGUUGAGGGGACCCUGGCUGAAAGCAACACGAAGAGGCUGGCAGAGCUGGCGAUAG